AUGAAGACUUUCGUUCCUGUUUUGGCCCUCGCCGCUGGCGUGUCGGCUACUGGACUUCACUUCCGUGGCUGGAAGUGUGAGGAUGACGGCGACAAGAGGAGCAAGUUUGCUCCUCGCACCUUCGGGAAGGCCAUCACUGGUACUUGCUCUUCGGACAAGAAGAAGUCGCCGUCUUUCGGCUGUGGCGCCUCGGUCGACAAGUUCUCGCUCGGCUCCAUCCACGUCAAGCCCGAGUUCGACUGCGAUCUCGAGUUCCACUAUGACAUGCCCGAUGGAUCGACCUGCAAGCACCGCAGCCCCUGUCGCAAGUCUGGUACUACCGUCGUGAACCGCCAGUGCGGCGGUGCCAAGAACGUCACCAUCAUCUACCCCCCGCAGCCUCACCUGCCGAAGCCCAGCUGCACCAUCAAGGUGCCCACCAUCUCCUUCGACUGCGACACCGCUUCUAGCACCAAGCCCCCCAAGACCAAGACGACCAAGAUCCCUCCCGCCACUACCGCUCCGCCCGCCGAAGCCUCCACCACCCCGCCUGCUGGCACCCCGCCUGUCGAGUCCAACACCCCUCCCGCAGAGACCACCACCCCCCCGGUUGAGGCCACCACUCCCCCUGCUGAGAACACUCCUCCCUCGGAGACCAACACUCCUCCCGCCGAGUCCAACACCUCGCCUGCUGAGAACACUCCUCCUGCCGAGACCAACACUCCUCCUGCCGAGACCAACACGCCUCCUGCCGAGACCAACACGCCUCCUGCCGAGACCAACUCCGCCCCCGAGGGCAGCGAGACCAGCAGUGUUUCGCCUGGCCAGGAGACCAGCGACGUCGUCGUUCCUCCUCCCGUGACCAAGACCAUCACGACCAGCUACGACAGCACGUCGACCGUCUUCACAACCAGCACCCAGACCAUCACCUCGUGCGCGCCUACCGUCCCCGACUGCCCGGCUAACUCGGUUGUCACCACCGUCGUCACCGUCGCUGUCUCGACCACCAUCUGCCCUGUCACCGAGACUUUGACCACCAUUGAGGGCCCUACCUCCAGCCCCCAGCCCAGCGACGGCCCCAGCGACGGCCCUAGCGAUGGUCCUAGCGAUGGCCCCAGUGACGGUCCCAGCGAUGGGCCUGGCGCCACUUCUGCUCCUGAGGCUGCCACCACCUCCGCCCCUGUCGUCGGUGGUACCACCGGCGUCGUCAGCUCGGUCUCGCCCGUUGAGACCCUCCCUUGCCCGGGCGUCGUCCCGUCGUGCCUGAACACCUUCCUGUUCAACACCGGCUGCUCUGACAACACCGACACCGCCUGCUACUGCCCGGAUGCUACCUUCGUCAAGAACGUCUACGACUGCCUGUACGCCCACGGCGAGACCGACUCGAUCAUCGCCGAGGCUGUCGCCUACUUCCAGGGUAUCUGCGGCAAGUGGGUCAACGAGAACCCUGCCAUCGCCACCGACGCCACCGUCACCACCUACAUCACCGUGACUGCCCAGCCCACCGUCGCGCCCGUCUACACCACCGUCAUCGUUGACGUGACCACCGUCGUGCCCUGCACCGACGACGCUGGCGAGAUCAUCCCGAGCUCCAGCACCACCGUUACCGUCAGCACCAGCAUGACCGUGCCCCAGAUUGACUUCACCACCGGCUCGUCCGGCGGCGUCGAGGUGGUCCCCAUCACCGCCGUCCCGGCUGUCACCGCCCCGCCCACCCCGUCUGUCGACGGCCCCGGCGUCGUCAUCACCGCCAACGGCACCGCCAUCACCGUGCCCACCGGCACCGGCGCGCUCGUCCCCAGCAGCACCAGCACCCACUCCGUCGUCGUCGGCGCCGGUGGCCGCGUCGGUGCUAGCUUCGGCCUCGCUGCCGCCGUGGCCUUUGCCGCUGCCCUUGUCCUUUAA
Messenger RNA from Chaetomium globosum CBS 148.51, 1884 nucleotides. RefSeq lists its product as uncharacterized. The record is from RefSeq and is a predicted model, not a curated record. Bases 1 to 1884 code for a protein of 627 amino acids. Lineage: Eukaryota; Fungi; Ascomycota; Sordariomycetes; Sordariales; Chaetomiaceae. The transcript has 2 exons.